This is a messenger RNA of Rotaria socialis, 1138 nucleotides long. The record is from the annotation of a GenBank genome assembly. Lineage: Eukaryota; Metazoa; Rotifera; Eurotatoria; Philodinida; Philodinidae.
AUGUCGACGUCUAAACCUGUUGAGUGGGUUACAGCGUUGAUUGAAAGAUUUGAAGAUCAACUACCCAUCAAAUGUGGUGAAUUAACGAAUCAAAUGCAUCUUAAUUUAGAACAAAAUAAAGAAUGUUUAAUUUCCUUGAGUCGUUUUAAAUUUUCGCUUGUUAUAAAUGGACUUACAGAUAUUUUAAAAGCAAUUGAUAAUACUCGAUAUGGUGGUUUUGAUCAAGAAAAAAAUAUUUAUGAAUCAUAUUUAAUUGUUCUUGAUGCUGUUGAGCAGUGCUUAGCGAAUACAAAAGAUAUGAGCACGAGUCGUUUACAUGAGGCUAUUUAUGUUAAUAGAUUAUUACCAGUAGUUUGCAAAUUAUUAAAUGUUCCCGGUGAUGGUAUAACAGUCCAACAUGUUCGACAACUUGCUUCGAAUGUUUUAUUUGCAUUAAGUGUUAACAAUUUCAGUACACUUUUUAGUAAAGUUGUUUCACGACUUGAAAGUUUGAUUACAUCGGGCGAUGAAACUUACGAAGCCGGUGAUCUUGACCUUAUUCAACAUAUGAAUGUUGAUAUGCUCAAAUUAACAAGACUUCUUAAUGAGAAAGUACAAAAAUGGCGUUCACUAAAAAAAAUUCAUCAUACAGAACUUGUUAAAAGUGUUGAAAAGGCAAUUUGGAAUUGGUUAGAUACAUAUCCUGAAGAAUUUACUGAUUUACAAAAACGGCCAAAUGCUGAAUUAAGUGAUAAUUGUGAAAAAUUAUUUGAAUUACUCGAUUCAUUUGGGGAGUCGAAUCGUCGUAAAGUUCAAUAUGUUUGGCCAUUACAAACGAUGUUACUAGUUUUAUGUCCAAUAAUUCUCGAAGAAUUAGUUUAUGCAUUAGAAAAAGGUGGUCCUUGUUCAGCUGAACAUUUACGUAAAAGAAAUUUUGUUGAUGCAUUAAAACGUCAAUUACAUGCACAAGUAUUAGGUAAACAACAUUCAGCUGGUGGAACUGAAUCUGCAGCUGUUGUUACAUUUGUUAAAUUAUGCAAAGCAGCUACAUACAUUAAUAAUAAAGAUUCAAAUAAUGUUUUGUUUGUUAUGGUACAAUCAGUUAUUGGUGAUUUAAAACAAAUAUUAUUUAAUCCAUCGAAACCAUUUUCACGUGGUC